Panthera uncia (snow leopard) is the source of this 3032-nucleotide messenger RNA. RefSeq names its product tight junction protein 3 (gene TJP3). The coding region runs from base 216 to 2906 and encodes 896 amino acids. The record is from RefSeq and is a predicted model, not a curated record. Gene Ontology annotation, cellular component: plasma membrane; bicellular tight junction. The transcript is spliced from 22 exons. Gene Ontology annotation, molecular function: cell adhesion molecule binding. Gene Ontology annotation, biological process: cell-cell adhesion; establishment of endothelial intestinal barrier; protein localization to cell-cell junction. NCBI's taxonomy places the organism in Eukaryota, Metazoa, Chordata, Mammalia, Carnivora, Felidae.
GUGCGACCCAGAGCGGCUGGAGGAGGCGAGGGCCGGGCGCUCUCUCCGCCGCAGCCGUCCUUAGCCUCCUCCCUCACCCCGAGGUGGGGACCGAUUGACCGUUUCCAGGCUCCCCCCUCCCCCGCCCCGGGACAGGGGCGCUGGAGAGGCCAGGGGUGGACCAUGGCGGUGAGAUUCCAGAUACAAAAGCUGAGGUCUCCAGAGAGGUGUUGGACAUGGAGGAGAUGACCAUCUGGGAACAGCACACGGCCACGCUCUGCAAGGACCCCCGGAGAGGCUUUGGCAUUGCAAUCUCUGGUGGCCGAGACCGGCCCAGUGGAUCCGUGGUCGUGUCGGAUGUGGUGCCGGGGGGGCCAGCUGAGGGCCAACUGCAGACAGGGGACCACAUCGUCAUGGUGAAUGGGGUCUCCAUGGAGAGCGUCACCUCCACCUUUGCCAUUCAGAUACUCAAAACCUGCACCAAGUUGGCCAACAUUACCGUGAAGCGUCCCCGGAAAAUCCAGCUGCCUGCCAAGGCCAGCCCCUCUGGGGGACAUCAGGUCUCGGAUGGGGAGGCUGACCACGGCCAGGGCUACGACGGGGACACAUCCAGCGGGUCUGGCCGCUCCUGGGGCGAGCGCUCCCGCCGGCAGAGGACGGGCCGCCGGAGCCGGGCCGGCAGCCACGGGCGCAGGAGCCCAGGCGGCAGGUCUGAGGCCAACGGGCUGGCCCUGGUGUCCGGCUUUAAGCGGCUGCCGCGGCAGGACGUGCAGAUGAGGCCCGUGAAGUCCGUGUUGGUGCGGAGGAGGGACAGCGAAGAGUUCGGGGUCACCCUGGGCAGUCAGAUCUUCAUCAAGCACAUCACUGAGUCGGGCCUGGCGGCCAGGAACCGCGGGCUGCGGGAAGGCGACCUCAUCCUCCAGAUCAAUGGCGUGUCCAGCGAGAAUCUGUCUCUGAGCGACACACGGCGACUGAUCGAGAAGUCAGAAGGGAAGCUGACUCUGCUGGUGCUCAGGGACAGAGGGCAGUUCCUGGUGAAAAUCCCAUCGGCCGUCAGUGACAGCGACAGCUCUCUCCUGGACGACAUCUCAGACCUCGGCUCAGAAACGUCCCAGGCGCCACCGUCCCACGUCCCACCGCCACCCCAGCAUGUACGGCGGAGCUCUGAUGCCAGCUGGACCGACUCCCCCGAGGAGAGCCCCCCGCUUUGGCGGGACAAUUCAGUGGAUUCCAGAACCAUCUCGGAAACAGACUCCCCCAGGCAAAGCAGCUAUGACAUCUACAGGGUGCCCAGCGGCCAGAGCAGGGAGGACCGUGGGUACAGCCCCGACUGGAGGGUGGUCCGCUUCCCCAAGGGCUCCACCAUCGGCCUGCGCCUGGCCGGCGGCAAUGACGUGGGCAUCUUCGUGUCCGGGGUGCAGGAGGGCAGCGCGGCCGACGGGCAGGGCAUCCAGGAGGGAGAUGAGAUUCUGCAGGUGAAUGACGUCCCCUUCCGGAACCUGACCCGCGAGGAGGCCGUGCAGUUCCUGCUGGGGCUGCCGCCGGGCGAGGACGUGGAGCUGGUGACGCAGCGGAAGCAGGACAUCUUCCGGAAAAUGGUGCAGUCCCGCGUGGGCGACUCCUUCUACAUCCGCACGCACUUCGAGCUGGAGGCCAGCCCCCCGUCGGGCCUGGGCUUCACCCGCGGAGACGUCUUCCACGUGCUGGACACGCUGUACCCCGGCCCCGGGCAGAGCCGCGCCCGCGGGGGCCACUGGCUGGCGGCGCGCAUGGGGCGCGACCUCCGCGAGCAGGAGCGGGGCAUCAUCCCCAACCGGAGCAGGGCGGAGCAGCUGGCCAGUCUGGAGGCCGCCCAGCGCGCCGUGGGCGCCGGGCCGGGCGCGUCUUCGGGCUCCAACGCGCGGGCCGAGUUCUGGCGGCUGCGGGGUCUCCGUCGAGGGGCCAAGAAGACCACCCAUCGGAGCCGCGAGGACCUGUCCGAUCUGACCAGGCAGGGUCACUACCCGCCGUAUGAACGCGUGGUGCUUCGAGAAGCCAGCUUCAAGCGUCCGGUGGUGAUCCUGGGGCCCGUGGCAGACAUUGCCAUGCAGAAGUUGACUGCGGAGAUGCCCGACCAGUUCGAAAUCGCAGACAGCGUGUCGAGGACCGACAGCCCCUCCAAGAUCAUCAAGCUGGAUACCGUGCGCGUGAUCGCCGAGAACAACAAGCACGCGCUCCUGGACGUGACGCCGUCGGCGGUGGAACGCCUCAACUACGUGCAAUAUUACCCCAUCGUGGUCUUCUGCGCCCCCGAGAGCCGCGUGGCCCUCAAGGCCCUGCGCCAGUGGCUGGCGCCCGUCUCCCGCCGCAGCACCCGCCGCCUCUACGCGCAAGCCCAGAAGCUACGCAAGCACAGCGAACACCUGUUCACCGCCACCAUCCCCCUGCAUGGCACGAGUGACGCCUGGUACCGGGAGCUCAAGGCCGUCAUCCGCGAGCAGCAGACCCGGCCCAUCUGGACGGCCGAGGACCAGCCGGACACCUCGUCGGAGGGCAACCUGGACCUGCCUCACCGAGGCCUGGCCGACAGCUCUGCGGAUCUGAGCUGUGACAGCCGGGUCAACAGCGACUACGAGACAGACGGGGAGGGCUACACGGAUGGCGAGGGCGGGCCCCACACGGACGUGGACGAGGGUCCGCCGGCGCCAGCUCUGGCCCGGUCCUCGGAACCCGUGCUGGCGGAUGAGCCUCAGAGCCCGGGGGAUCAUGGGAGAGCCCCGGGUCCCCCAGGGGCCCAGGUGGAUGGCCAUUCCCCCCAUGGUCAGUGGCGACAGGACAGCAUGCGGACAUAUGGGCAGGAAGCUUUGAAGAAAAAGUUCACGCGAGCUCGAGACAUGGAGUCCUCUGACGAAGACGGCUACGACUGGGGCCCGGCCACCGACCUGUGACCCCCUCCCAGGUGGCCAGCUGGCCCCUAUCCCCUCUUCCUCCCUAGAGCUGGGAGUCAGUUUCCCGUACAGAACCUAGAACCCUACCUCUUUCUGCCAAUCUUUAAUAAAUAGAGUAUUUUCACA